AUUUCCCGGUUAGCUAAUUAUUAUAAAAGAAGUAAACAAUAAUGCGUCGCCGUGAAAGCGCGCGCAUCCUUCUGCCCAAUUGUCCAUCGGUUGUGGUCGUUAUCGCCGUUAUUGCUCAACUCUGAUCGUCUACAAAUGAAAGACAGCUAACUAUAACUGGAAAUAGGGCUAUAGGGCACAGGGUAGAUUAAUAAGCCAUAUACACCACCCACAUCCCACCACCCUGUCCCUGGAUAAAAUUCCUAAAACGCCCAAAAAUAUUUUACAGAUUGAAAUAAUUAAUAAUCGACGUCUUCCAUGACGUCUUCCAGUUUUAUUAAACUAACAAUAGCCGUAAUAAACAAUAAUUAAACCAUGAUUAUUAUUGUGAUAAGUGAGUGGUGGACACGAAGAUUUUUAUCUAAUUUUUAUUGUGAAAAUACUUGAAUUUAUUUUAUAUUUAUAUAUUUUAUAUUUAAUGAAUGACAGUGAUAGUGAAUCCCCAUUGGGGUGGAGUAUUAAAGAGUUCAAGUACUCUUUUUAUCUCAAGUACAAGUGGUUGCAAUUAAAAACAAAAGUCCAUUUUAUUUUAGAUUUCUUCUUUAGUUUUUUUAACCAAAAGUCGUUCAUAGUUUAAGUGUUUUCAUUUUUUAAAUAUUCAUUAUUAAAAUGGUUGAUCUCAGUGGAUACGUCAUUAUCCUUAUUAACGACAAUGGAAAAAUUAAAUUAUACGGAUCCUCGGCUGAUAACGCCGAGUAUCCGGAAGUCAGCGACGAAAUUCUGGAGGUCAACGGACGGACGCUGGAAAAUGCUACUGAUGCUGAAGUCAGUCAGCAUAUUCACCAGUGCAUCAGGUCAGGAACAAUCAGUCUCCAGGUGACUAGAAGAGCGGGCCAUAAAAUGAAAGAAUUGGAUGGUCCAAAUGCUGAUAAGAUACGUGACGCCUGGGUAAUUGCAUUAGAAAGAGGCGCAAGAGAACGUUUGCAAAAAUUACCAGCAUUAAAAAAAGUAAAGCCACGUGAUAUCCAGGCAAUAUUACAUCAACAGAUCAAUGAAGAAAAAUCAGCAUCGACGAGCAAAAUCGAAACACCAAUAAAUAAAGACUCUAAUAGUCCAAAUAAUCAUAUUACCGUAACACUUGCUGAUGGACAAACGGCAAACCGUACUCCACCCUCAAAAUUAAGCAAUGGAACAGUGCCAAAAAGUAUAAGUAACGAUGAUAAUGAAGUAUUGAUAAGUAACGAUGAUCAUUAUAGUAACAAAGAAGUUUUAGAAAAACAACGAAAUUAUUCUGACGAACCAAAAUUACUGCAUCCAUCAGUAACGUCAAAAUUAGGCGAAAGACGAUCGAGUAGCCCGUUCCAAAAUGGCAGAACAGAAGUACUGAUCGGAGAACCAGAAGGUGGACCAAGAUCUCCACGUGGUUCAACUUCUUCGGCGAUUAAUGACUUUCUGAGUACCGACAAUCCAGAACCUAUUUGCAGGUCUCGCCGGCGCAGCGCCACCAGCGUGAACGACAUCCAACUGCAAAACAACAAUAACUCUCCAUCGCUACGUGAAUCAAAGGAUUCACGUAGCCCCCACAUUCCUCCAGAUGAGAUGUGGGUCCCGGGGGUAACCCCGGGUCACCACCGUGAGUUACCAGUCGACGUUCCCGACACUCUUCUCCAGCAAGCGUACGCAAACAAUAAGGUAAUCUUACCACUGUCACCUCCCCCGGCACCACCACUACCAAAAACAACCGACUCUCCAGUAGCAGUAACAGUUUACCCGUCGACAAAGUUAACAACCACCACCACCAACAACAACCAGCGGCCCGGAAACCAAGUCGAUUUGCCGCUUUCAGACCUGCGCGAGCUAACCCUAAACAUUAAAAACGAUUCAUCUUAUCACCACAAAAACCUUCAUCAUACCCCGCGAAAUAACCUAGACGCUGCGCUCCCAGUCAACGAUCUCUCCGGGUUCACUCACUUAAUCGAAAUAACAGUUGACAAAAAUUCAGAUAACUCCAGCAACGACUCCACCACCAAGUCGCCGAUCCUCUCGAUAUUCGACGAGAUAGACAGUCCAACCAGCAACCACUCUCACCUUCAGAUAAAGGAGUCCAACGUUGACAUCGACGACGACUAUCCUUUCGCCAAAGAAGACUACCCCACCAUGCUAAAGACUUGCAGCGACGAUUCCGCGAGUCCUAGGUCCUCCUCAGGCCGGUCUGACUCAACAACCGCCUUAGAUACUAGUCUUAUAAUCCCCGGAAAAGAGUCUCCGCUCUACGAUGCGAGAAGAAUAGACCUAGGCUCUCCUUGUCGCACUAUUCCGGACCUCAGUAUCUACGGAAUGACCCGCGAGACAACCUCCUUUGAUAAUCCAGCCUAUGGACUGGAUUUGCAUCAAGGUUUAUUGAUCCGGUCUGAUGAAGUCCUAGAUCUCAGAAUCAUUGGAGACAAUUGCAAGAACUGCGAGAUAAUUCCUAUCGGAAAGCCUGAAAAAUCUCUGGGUAAAAAAAAGAAACCCAAGAACACUUCUAGCUUUGAUGUAGAUCUAAUUGCUGCCAAGUCUACCGAUGAUCUGCUUGCUGCUGAUCUCACGGGGUUCGUUGCUAGAACCAGCAUCAAGAAACCCCCGAAAAAAAGCAACCUGCCUGUGCUUCCAACUCCUCCACCUUUGCCGCCGCAGGUUCCGACUAUCAACGGGUAUUCCACUUUGAGAAACGACAGCCACAAGAGCAACUCACGGGGAUUUAGAGAGGUCGCAGUUGAUUGUCCUCCGGACUUUAUUCCGGUGACUAAAAGCCACCCGAUUUAUCCGCCUCCGAACAAGGUCGAGGUGAAGAAUAAAAGCAGUGAUAGCAAAAUAUUAACUGAUAGGAGCAAAUCUAAAGAGAGUGUGGUUGCGUUGGAUGACAAUGAUGGGCAAAAGGUAAGACUAAAAAGUCUUAAGCACCCGGGUAAGCUUUUAACACCACGACCGAUUUCUGUAUUAUCUAACACUAUUCCUAACAUGAGCCCUAACAAGAUUUUGAAAAAUCGAAAAACUCUUCCGAUGUCUUACAGACUUUCUGAUGACGAUAAAGACGCGAAUUUUUCACUGAUGAUUGAUGAUGACAAUUCCUGUGUUGGGUUGUCAUUCUCGAGACUCUAUAGCUUUCGAAACGAGAGCUUUGAUAAUAAAACAAACAGCAUCAAGUCGAUGGUUAAUAAAAAUGAUGUUUUGGGUACAGAUAGGGAUUUUGAUCAGUCUAAAGUAAAUGUUUACUUGGACAAUGCUGAAAACACCGCGUUGUUUAAUGCCUAUGAAUCCCUAUCGCUUCCCUCUUACGCUUCUACUGCUUCUUCUUCAUAUUCUUCACUAUCAUUAAAGAGUAAUUGUCACUUUAAUCUAAACACAAACGACGCUUCUUUAAUGCUUACUUCACCACACCAUUCUUUAAGUUAUAAUAAUAAUAAUAAUAAUAAUAAUAAUAAUAAUUGUAAUAGUAAUGAUAGUAAUCAUAACAAUAAAAGUGUAAAUGAUGGUAUACAACGGGAUGUAGAAGCAGUAGAUAGUCAUCAAGAUCACAAGGGUAAUGGCGUUAAACCAUUAUUACCACCAAGAGAUCAAAAACGCGCGCCAGCUCGCCCGCCAAAAGAUAAUCUACGUUUAUCCACGCGUAAUAGUACUAUUAAUGAUAACAAUGACAAUACUAGUAGUAAUACCGGAAUAGAAUCAUCGAUAGUAUCACAACCGACGCCACAGCAAUUGCAAACGAUUCAAAAAUACAAGGAACAAUUGAGACAGCGCAAAGACUUUGAGGAGAGACGGGAAUUUCUUAACCAAUCUUUGCGCGGUUCACAGAAACUCCAUGCUCUUGAGAGCCAUGCGAAACAACUUGCUGGACAGGAAAAUCCGGCUUACAACCAAGAUGAGGUUACAAACACCACGGGGAAUGUACGGAAGGAAAAAGAACAAACUUCGGGUCAAGCUAGUCCGAAAGUUGCUGCUGAUGAAUUGCCAGAAGAUCCGAAAAUUUUAUCUUACGGAGAAGUGGUAGCAACUCUGGAAAGAUUACAAUUACAAUUAAGGAAUCUAUCAGGUGCCUUAGGUAUAUCAGGACCAGGUGUAGAAGCCGAAUUAGAAGCAGUCCGUUCAUUAGUCCAACAGCGUCGUUUCGCGACGGCAUUAGCGACCCACAAUUUUAUAAAAACAAAACUUCGUACUGGAAAAUUGCACAAAGCUUACAAUGAUGACGCGUCGAAUUUAGCGCGUGAUUGCGUUGAAUUAUUCGAAGAAUGUCAAACAACCCAGACUGUUAAAUCGCCCGAAACAUUAGCGAUAAUUGAAGAAUUAACUGGGUUAUUAACCAGUUAUGACAUGGAAGGAUUAUUAUUUGCUCACGAUUCAAUAAUUUCAUAUUGCGACGGCAUACAAUUAAAAGACGGUCCAUUGUCAUCGUCAGCAAGUGAGCAAUCAUUAAGCCGUCAUUCGAGUUUGCGUGACUCGUUGCGUAAUACCGAUAAUAUUAAAAUAAUUAAAAUAGAAAAAACCAAUGAACCACUUGGUGCUACUGUACGUAAUGAGGGAGAUGCUGUCAUCAUAGGACGCGUUGUUCGUGGAGGCGCUGCUGAUAAAUCAGGGCUGUUUAAUGAAGGCGAUGAAGUACUUGAAGUUAAUGGCGUUGAAAUGCGUGGCAAAAGUGUUAAUGAAGUGUGCGAUAUACUCGCUAGCAUGCAAGGCAGCUUAACAUUUAUAGUUUUACCAGCUUCGUCAGUCGUCCGCAGUAACAGUGACAGUAGACUUGAAGAUAAUAAUUUGAUACAUCACGUAAGAGCGCACUUUGAUUACGACCCUGAAGAGGAUCCUUACAUCCCAUGCCGUGAAUUAGGUAUAAGUUUCCAGAAGGGCGAUGUAUUGCACGUAAUAUCUCAAGAUGACUCUAAUUGGUGGCAGGCUUAUCGUGAAGGCGAAGAAGAUCAAACUUUAGCCGGCUUAAUACCCAGUCAAGCGUUUCAACACCAGCGCGAGUCGAUGAAACAAACGAUAACUGGCGGUAAAACAACACUCAGAAGUUCAAAGAAGUCUAGUACGUUGUUAUGCACACGGAAAAAUCCAAAGAAAAAGAAGAAGAGGGCUAAAUUUGGUGGGAGUAUCAAUGAUGAUGGUUAUCCUAGUUAUUCAACAACGACGAUUGAUGAUUACGAUAGCGAAGAAGUAUUAACUUAUGAGGAAGUAGCAUUGUAUUACCCUCGUGCAAGUCAUAAAAGGCCAAUAGUACUUAUAGGACCGCCGAAUAUUGGACGCCAUGAAUUGAGACAACGUCUGAUGCAAGACAGCGAGCGUUUUGCUGCAGCUAUACCACAUACAAGUAGACCACGCAAAGGCUCUGAAGUUGACGGACAGGAUUAUCACUUCAUAACCCGGCAGCAGUUCGAGACAGACAUCGUGGGUCGUAAAUUUGUGGAGCAUGGGGAGUAUGAAAAAGCUUAUUACGGUACAUCUAUCGAAGCAAUACGUAGUGUCGUUAAUUCCGGUAAAAUUUGUGUAUUAAAUUUACAUCCGCAGAGUUUAAAAAUAUUACGUAAUUCGGAUCUAAAACCUUAUGUCGUAUUCGUCGCACCACCUAGUUUAGAAAAGUUGAGACAAAAGCGAAUUAAGAACAAUGAAAAUUACAAAGAAGACGAGCUUAAAGAUAUUAUUGAAAAGGCACGCGAUAUGGAAGACAAGUACGGACAUUUAUUUGAUAUGAUUAUUAUUAAUAAUGAUACCGAUCGUGCUUAUAAUCAACUUUUAACAGAAAUUAAUUCUUUGGAGAGAGAGCCUCAGUGGGUACCUGCCACUUGGGUUCAGUGAUACGCGAUUGAUAUUAAUUAUAAUAACGUUAAAUAAAUUUAUUCAUCACAAUUUUAUUUUUAACGAUUAACGAUAUUGCUUAAUGCCAAAUUAUUUUUAUA
Molecule: messenger RNA, 5906 nt
Organism: Cotesia glomerata
Lineage: Eukaryota; Metazoa; Arthropoda; Insecta; Hymenoptera; Braconidae
Exons: 17
Coding region: 649-5805 (1718 amino acids)
Biological process (GO): morphogenesis of an epithelial sheet; establishment or maintenance of epithelial cell apical/basal polarity; protein localization to plasma membrane
Cellular component (GO): adherens junction; plasma membrane
Molecular function (GO): protein binding
Source: RefSeq, a predicted model, not a curated record